AUGCUCCGCGCGACGGCACUCUCACUGGGCAAAGCCCUUGUUGUCGCUGAGAUGGUGGGUGGGAAAGUCUCACCAGCGACGCUGGCCGCCAUUACGGCGGCCUCGAAGGUGGGCCCUGUGACGGUCCUAGUGGCCGGCGCGUCCGCCAAGAGUGAGGCGCAGGUCCUUGCCAAGGUAAAAUCUGUCCAGAAUGUGCUGGCGGUCGAAGCGGCGCAAUACAGCCACGGCCUCCCCGAGGAAUACGCUCCGCUCAUCGACGCGGUGGUGAGGGCGAACAGCUACACGCAUGUGUUAGCCGGGACUUCGGCGUUUGGCAAGAACGUUAUUCCCAGGGCUGCGGCGAAGCAGUGCUGCAUGCCGAUUCCAGAAGUCACGGAGAUCAAAGACGAGAGGACGUUUGUGCGGCAGACGUACGCCGGCAAUGCCAUCACCACGGUCAAGUCGUCCGACAAGAUCAUGUACUGCACCUUGCGCGGUACAGCCUUUCCCCGCGCCGAGGUGGAGGGCGGUAGUGCCGAAGUGGUGGAUUUCGCCGCGACCCCGGCAGUGGGUAAGGCGAAGUUCGUAGCGGACCAAAUUUCCACCAGCGACAAGCCCGACCUGGCGACAGCAGCGACCGUCAUCUCCGGGGGUCGUGGCAUGAAAAACGGCGACAACUUCAAGCUGCUCGAGGAACUCGCCACCCCGCUGCGCGCUGCUGUCGGCGCUACUCGCGCUGUUGUGGAUGCUGGCUAUGUGCCGAACGAGAUGCAGGUCGGUCAGACAGGCAAGACGGUCGCGCCAAACUUCUACCUUGCGUGCGGCAUCUCCGGCGCUAUCCAGCAUGUGGCAGGCAUGAAAGACUCGAAGGUGAUCGCUGUUGUGAACACUGACCCGGAGGCGCCCUUCUUCCAAAUCGCCGACUACGGUAUUGUAGAAGAUCUCUUCAAAGUGGUGCCAGAGUUGACGAAGAGGGUCAAGGAAGCUGCUGGCAAGUGA
Leishmania braziliensis MHOM/BR/75/M2904 is the source of this 978-nucleotide messenger RNA. Its product is annotated as putative electron-transfer-flavoprotein, alpha polypeptide. The record is from RefSeq and is a predicted model, not a curated record. Gene Ontology annotation, molecular function: flavin adenine dinucleotide binding; electron transfer activity. Lineage: Eukaryota; Euglenozoa; Kinetoplastea; Trypanosomatida; Trypanosomatidae. The transcript has a single exon. The coding region runs from base 1 to 978 and encodes 325 amino acids. Gene Ontology annotation, cellular component: mitochondrion.